AUGGAGCAGAACCAGUUGCGCCGGAAGGACACCACCAAGGGUCCGCCACUGCGCAUUUUAUCUCUGGACGGUGGAGGAGUGCGCGGCUACUCCAUGCUCAUCAUCCUCCAAGAGCUCAUGCAUCGGGUCUACGUCGAAACCGAAGGCCGACCUCCCAGCCGAGAUGCGACCCCCAAGCCCUGUGACUAUUUCGACCUUAUUGGCGGGACUGGAACAGGUGGACUCAUCGCCAUCAUGCUUGGCCGACUGCGCAUGGAUCUGGAAACAUGUAUGGACGUCUAUGGGAGAAUGACCAGGAGAGUGUUCGAGACCGACAAAACCUUUGCCGGUAUUCCGUACAAGCAGACCUUGUUCAAGGCUUCAAAACUCGAAGACGCUAUCAAAGAGUGCGUUCGUGCCCACACAGUCUUUGAAGACGAAGGAAACGAUGGAACCGCCACGGGCGGGAGAGAGUUCCAAGAUUUGAGCAGCCCGGUGAGUGCCACCAGCGCUGUCGCCGUGAGGAGAUCCAUGAGUGUUCGGAGCGGGAACUCGGUCUCAAGUUCAGUCAACCCCCGAAACUCUCUCAUCUCACCUUCCGUUCCCGCUUGGGGCAACGCGAAUGCCAGCUUAUACGACGGGCGCGAAAAUCGCACCAAGACUGCGGUAACGGCUGUCUAUCAAGGAACAAAUCCACGGACCGGUUCUUCCGUCCUCCUGCGGAGUUACGACUCGAGAAAAGAGCCGGCUCCCGAGUUCAACUGCACGAUAUGGCAAGCCGGUCGGGCUACGUCGGCUGUAGGAUUGGCAUUCAAACCCAUCCAGAUUGGGCACUCCAUCUUCCAUGACGAAGGGGCUGGUAAAUACAAUCCGGCACCGCAGCUGCUUGAAGAAGCCACCGUCAAUGAGUGGCCGGGUAGGGAGGUGGGUGUUUUUGUCAGUAUCGGUACUGGGAAGCGGCCUGAGGGGACCGACGGGAGGCAGCACGAAUGGUGGGAAGGCUUUCUUGGAGGCGGCCUGGGCGCAUUUGCCGAAGCACGGCGUCGCCUUAUGGCCAAGAUUGAAGAUUGCGAGGAGAUCCAUCACCAGAUGCUCAAGUCCGAGUUGGCCAAGCGCAGGGUUCCUGUCGAGAACUAUUACAGGCUCAACGUCUCGGUCGGAGUCGGUGGCUACGCGAUGAACGAGUGGCAACAUCUCAGCGAAAUGACGACCAACACCAGAAAAUAUAUUCGAGAAGAAACCAGUCAGAGGAUGCUUGUCGAUGCGGCAGUCAAAAUGGCCAAGAUCGAGCUCAUGAAGAGGCGUCAAGAGCACCACUCAGACACACACAGUCGAGACUCCAGCUGGUCACACCGGCAAAGGAACAUUCCAGCCUCUCCUCGUGUUGCUCCAUCCCAUCCCGGGGCUGUGGAGCUACCUGCCGACGACACAAUGCCAAACACACCGCCUCAGCAGCACCGAGUACCAGGCAAUCCCCCGUAUCCGAACGAUGUGCUUGCUUCGUCUCAAGAUAAGUUCUCGUUGGUUCCAGGAGAGUCGACACCACCAAGGUCAUCCAGUGAUCUGCCGUAUCGCGGCAAGGAUGACAGGAUCCUAUACCAGCCGUCACCUGCCCCUUCGACAUACAGUUCUUCAGAGCCACCACCAAGACCGCCGAAGACUCCGAUCAAUGAGCCUGUCUAUUCUACACGCCCCCGCCCGCAUCCCUCUCCUGCCAGGUUGAACGGAGCCUCCCGACCUCCAUAUCCCGAUUACGACGAUGGACCACCCCCCAUUGUCAGCAAGCUCAGAAAACCAGAAUAUGCCCCGAGGUGA
Molecule: messenger RNA, 1794 nt
Organism: Capronia epimyces CBS 606.96
Lineage: Eukaryota; Fungi; Ascomycota; Eurotiomycetes; Chaetothyriales; Herpotrichiellaceae
Exons: 3
Coding region: 1-1794 (597 amino acids)
Biological process (GO): arachidonate metabolic process
Cellular component (GO): membrane
Source: RefSeq, a predicted model, not a curated record